Cornus florida is the source of this 1640-nucleotide messenger RNA. RefSeq names its product mitochondrial phosphate carrier protein 3, mitochondrial. Gene Ontology annotation, cellular component: mitochondrial inner membrane. Gene Ontology annotation, molecular function: phosphate transmembrane transporter activity. The record is from RefSeq and is a predicted model, not a curated record. Gene Ontology annotation, biological process: mitochondrial phosphate ion transmembrane transport. The coding region runs from base 284 to 1447 and encodes 387 amino acids. Lineage: Eukaryota; Viridiplantae; Streptophyta; Magnoliopsida; Cornales; Cornaceae. The transcript has 6 exons.
AUAUCUCAAGUCUCAACAAUUACUACUAUACUGCCGUUCAAGUAAAUAAAUAAAAGUAGCAGUAGACCCCCAAACAUAGGAGCAGUUUAAUUACAGGACAUGACAGCCCGUAUAAAUAACGCAACGCAAAGGGUGACAACGGAGAAUCGCUUUUUCUUGGGACAGAACUCAGUACAGGAGAAUAGAGAAAUUGGGUCGGGAGGGUGGUUAAAGCAGCCUUCUCUCCUUUUCUUUGUCUCAAAACUCAGUAGUGAGUCUUGUCCUCUCUCUCUCUCUCUCUCUCAUGGCGUUCUCUGAUAGCUCUCGAGAAUCUCUCAUCCCAAGCUUCAUUUACUCUUCUUCCUCACUAUCCAAAACCACAUUUCUAAACAAAAUGACCAACAAUUCAAACCCUAGCCUCCUGUCAUCGUCCUUCACACUACUACCUGCAAAUGCAAAUGCAAGUGGAGGAAGAGGGCUAUCAUCUUCAAGAAAUGGGAAUAACUUCCUCAUUCCAGCUCCCGCCGAGCCUCAGCCCGCCAAGGUCAAGUUGUACUCGCCGGCCUACUAUGCUGCCUGUACGGUCGGUGGAAUCCUCAGCUGUGGCCUCACUCACAUGGCCGUCACUCCUCUUGACCUCGUCAAGUGUAAUAUGCAGAUUGACCCUUCAAAGUACAAGAGCAUCUCCUCUGGUUUUGGAGUAUUGCUUAAGGAGCAGGGAUUCAGGGGCUUCUUCAGGGGAUGGGUUCCUACUCUGCUUGGUUACAGUGCUCAGGGUGCCUGCAAGUUUGGAUUCUAUGAAUAUUUUAAAAAGUACUACUCUGACAUCGCUGGACCGGAGUAUGCAUCCAAAUACAAAACUUUGAUCUAUCUGGCUGGCUCUGCAUCUGCAGAGGUGAUUGCGGAUGCUGCUCUUUGCCCCUUUGAGGCAGUGAAGGUUCGGGUUCAAACUCAGCCUGGUUUUGCUGUAGGAAUGGCAGAUGGAUUUCCAAAGUUUGUCAAAUCUGAAGGCAUUCUUGGGUUGUACAAAGGCCUUGUUCCUCUUUGGGGGCGUCAGAUUCCAUAUACAAUGAUGAAGUUUGCUUCUUUUGAGACCAUAGUGGAAAUGCUCUACAAGUAUGCCAUCCCUACACCGAAAAAUGAGUGCAGCAAACCUCUGCAGCUUGGUGUGAGCUUUGCUGGUGGAUAUGUGGCUGGUGUUUUCUGUGCUAUUGUGUCUCAUCCUGCGGACAAUCUUGUUUCUUUCCUCAACAAUGCCAAGGGAGCAACUGUUGGUGAUGUGGUGAAGAAGCUUGGGUUGUGGGGUCUCUUUACCCGAGGGCUUCCUCUUCGUAUUGUCAUGAUUGGAACUCUCACUGGUGCCCAGUGGGGAAUCUAUGAUGCCUUCAAAGUUUUUGUGGGGCUGCCAACCACUGGUGGUGUUGCUCCCGCUGCUGUUCCUGCUGCUACUGAGCUUGCAAAGGUGUAGAACCGAGUUUUUCCUCUUUUUGGAACUUUAGACAGCAGGAUCUAAUUGGAAUUAAUAAACAUAGGAUAACUGAUAUUGCUUGGCUGGCCCUUUAUAGUGAGGGAGUAUUCCUUUGCUUAAGGAGGACUCUAUCCCAAUUUUUGUCUUCCACUAACUUUAAUAUCUUGGGGAAUGGUUUUCUCCUCUUGCCUUU